AUAGCUAGUAGUAGGUUUGGAAGAUUAGCUUAUCAGGCUAAAACAGGAAAUAAUACGGAAGCUACUAGUGGUCUGCGUGCGAGACAUUCGGAUUUUUCGUUUCUACCUAAAGCACGCUCGGAAGAUAAGAGAUUUGUCAAUUAUAUCACGAAAGCAUACGCUGAUGAAGGACGAGUAUGUGACCGUAACGAUGUAAAGCCUCUUGAUGCGUGUCCUAGCAAGAAGCCGGUUGGUGUAACAGAUAAGAUGGCUUUUCUAAGUAUAGAAAAGAAAGAAAAAGGUGAAAAGUGUAGGCAUCAAGAUGGAUCCGAAGUGUGUGAUGAUAAAAGCCUCUUAGCUGCUCGAAAAGCCUGGAACGGUUAUUUGGAUUCGAGUAAUCAGAGGUUAAUGAGUUCAGCAAAUAUGAAUAAGGCCCAGGCAGGAUUGACUGAACGGAAUAAAGCUUAUUUUCGGAACCCUUCAGUUAGGGUAAAUUAUAUAACUGGACCUAGAGUAGAUUCUAGGAUAAGUGAUGGUGGUACAGUAACGGCUAAGAAGCCUAGGAGACAACAUGAUGCUACUAUUACUAAGAAGCCUGAACCUCAUGCUCUUUCGGAUGCUACGACUAGCCAUGGAAAUAGUAGCCAUCAGAACCUUAGUAGUGACAGUGAUAAUAAGGAUAUAGAAAGUGUCAGCAGUUCACUUAUAGGGACUAGUUUAUCAACUUCAUCGAAUGAGCCUCCUAGUGUUUCGACGCCAUCGGACCUCGUCACGAAGGUUAAGUUGAUUGAAGAUGCACAAGGUUGUGCAACUGUAACUGUUCCUAUUACGGUUGACUGUCAGUCGAGUGAUGAUGAGAAGAAAGUGUUUGAUGGUAACAGCCAGUCUACAGUGCUGUGUGAUGACGAUGCUAUUGUUGAGCAUAUGUCUUGUGCCGCUGAAACGGAUGCUAAUGCAGAACGGAAUCAUUUAGACGUUGAUAAUAAACUGGAUGUCACUGAUGUGACAAAUGAGUUACCGACGAUGAUGAAUACUGUUCAAACCUCCUCUGCAUCAGGAGAUGGAAGGAUAAAUAUUGAUCCUACGUCAUGCUACUUAAGGUCUUCUGGAGACGAUGAAAUGUCAAAAUUGGAAAUCCCACCCUUGCAUAUUAUUUAUGGGUCAAAAACUUCUGUUGAUAAGUUAGCAUCACGGACUUCAUGGUAUCUGCUGAUCGGAGCAAGUGGUGGUGGAUUGGCGACUCGUCCCCACGAUAGAGAAUGUAGUCCUUGGAUAGGAUAUGACCAGUUUUGCGACGCGUUGUUCAUGUUCGUAUGGGUUAAUUGGGUAAGGUUUAUACUACCGUUAGGUCAUUCCACGAUAGAUAGGGGAAUCAAGGGCCUGAUGGGAAAGUAUAGGUACCUAGUUAACACGAUAGGUCAUAUCCAUGUUGGAUGGCGGGUAGGCGUACUGCUGUAAGUCCUACACGUUAUUCCGGUGUGGAUUAGGGGAUAACAUGGGAACCCUAAAUAAAGUGUCAUUAACGCUUGCUCUUUUUGCAUGGAGGGAUUUUGCGGGCCGGUGUAGAAUUCUUUUUGAAUGUUUUGUUUUUUGGAAAAUCCCUCCAUGUUUACAUAUUUUUGCUAUGACAUGAUGGACUUUUUCUCUUGACAUUUUUGGUAUUUUAUUUGAUUCCAAUUUGAGAUUUUAUCAUUGUAUAUUGUUAUUCUUUCUAUAUUUUGUACUUAUAUUGAAGUUUUUGUGUUUGCUUCUGAACUGUACAUAUAUUGUUUAAAUUUGAUAUAAUAUGGCUACCGCCACAUUUUUGGACGGACGCGGUGGCUGCUGGACUUAGCUUCACUUAUCGGCUAUUGUGUUGGAUACUCUGCGGAGUAAUUUAACCCUGGAAGAAACACAAAUUCCAGACGUUUUCUCCUAGAAUUUUGCCCUUUUUGAUUUGGUCGGGACCCGGAACUAGGAGGAACGUACAGGAGUGUUUCUAUAGGAAACAAUUGGGACAGCCACUGUCGAAAUAAAUCUACA
Messenger RNA from Schistosoma turkestanicum, 2001 nucleotides. The record is from the annotation of a GenBank genome assembly. Lineage: Eukaryota; Metazoa; Platyhelminthes; Trematoda; Strigeidida; Schistosomatidae.